Molecule: messenger RNA, 399 nt
Organism: Malassezia japonica
Lineage: Eukaryota; Fungi; Basidiomycota; Malasseziomycetes; Malasseziales; Malasseziaceae
Gene: RPB7
Product: DNA-directed RNA polymerase II subunit
Exons: 6
Coding region: 1-399 (132 amino acids)
Biological process (GO): transcription initiation at RNA polymerase II promoter; DNA-templated transcription; positive regulation of nuclear-transcribed mRNA poly(A) tail shortening
Cellular component (GO): RNA polymerase II, core complex; P-body
Molecular function (GO): single-stranded DNA binding; single-stranded RNA binding; translation initiation factor binding
Source: RefSeq, a predicted model, not a curated record
AUGGUCGAGUUCUUGUCGCGCAAGCUCAAGGACGACGUCGAGGGCACGUGUACCGGGAAAUACGGUUAUAUCAUCAAGGUCGUGUCGAUCAUGGAUGUCGGACAGGGCAAGGUGAUGCCUGGAACGGGCCUCGCCGAGUUCCGCAGCAAAUACCAGGCGAUCGUCCUGAAGCCGUUCAACGGCGAAGUGAUGGACGCGCUCGUCACCAAUGUGAACAAAAUGGGCUUCUUUGCCGAAGUGGGGCCACUGAGUAUCUUUGUCUCGUCGCACCUGCUGCCCAUCGACUACAAGUUCCAGCCGGACGCGAAUCCGCCCGAGUUUGUCUCGCCGACCGAUAACCUCGUCAAGGGCCGCAAGGUGCGGAUCCGUAUCGUGGGCACUUUGCCAUUGGGACGAUGA